CAUUAAACAGCAUGAAACAUAUUGAAAAACAUAGAAAAUAGUUAACCGAUUAAAGCCAGUUUUUAUUAAAUGCUGAGGCUCUUACUACCAGCCUGCAGAUUGUACGCGUAAACUAUUUAAUUUUUUUUUUUUUUUAUUUCCAUUUUUAUAUAAUUUUUGUAUUCAUGUAUAUUUCUGGAAUUUUGAUGGGGGCGGCGCCCCAGCGCCCUCUAUUGACAAGCCGCCACUGCUACAUGUUUGCUGAUAUUUCGAACGCUGGAAGGAAGCAAGCGUGGACUGCUGAUGUCACUUCCUAAUUACGGACACAUUCUGAUUCAUUCAGGACUGCCGAGUGUAUUAUGCUUAAUGCAGACAUGAGGCUGUGUUUGAUGUUGGCAUUUACACUCAUAGCCGUUGUGCAUGGGGCUGAAAAGAAGAAACUUCAGAUAGGAAUCAAGAAAAGAGUGGACGACUGUCCUCUCAAGUCACGAAAGGGAGAUGUGUUGAAUAUGCACUACACUGGGAAACUGGAGGAUGGGACAGAAUUUGACAGCAGCAUACCGAGGAAUCAGCCCUUCACCUUUACUCUUGGCACUGGACAGGUCAUCAAGGGAUGGGAUCAGGGUUUACUGGGAAUGUGUGAGGGUGAGAAGAGGAAACUGGUUAUUCCCUCUGAGCUCGGUUAUGGUGACAGAGGAGCACCACCUAAAAUUCCAGGUGGCGCCACACUCAUCUUUGAAGUAGAGCUGUUAAGCAUUGAGAGAAGAUCUGAGUUAUAGUAACAGAUUUGUGGGCCUGUCAGUAAGCUGCAGCUGCACUAUAAACUGCUGUACUGUUAUCUUCUGUACCCGCAUAAAACAUUUUCAUCCCAAUAUUUUGUUUUACAUUAAAGAAAACGCAACACAGCGAUUCAGACAUGUAUGUAGCACCAUUCUUUAUUUGAGAGUCUUACUACACAUAUUUGGUUGUGAGAGUGCACACAGUACAGUUUAUGUCUUUCCAACAAGUUCUGAUCAGUAAGAAAUGCAUUUCUCAUUUCUUGUUAAU
Messenger RNA from Xyrauchen texanus (razorback sucker), 1026 nucleotides. Its product is annotated as peptidyl-prolyl cis-trans isomerase FKBP2-like. Gene Ontology annotation, molecular function: peptidyl-prolyl cis-trans isomerase activity. The record is from RefSeq and is a predicted model, not a curated record. Gene Ontology annotation, biological process: protein peptidyl-prolyl isomerization. NCBI's taxonomy places the organism in Eukaryota, Metazoa, Chordata, Actinopteri, Cypriniformes, Catostomidae. The coding region runs from base 339 to 758 and encodes 139 amino acids. The transcript is spliced from 7 exons.